This is a messenger RNA of Spizellomyces punctatus DAOM BR117, 1745 nucleotides long. Its product is annotated as glucose-6-phosphate dehydrogenase. The record is from RefSeq and is a predicted model, not a curated record. Gene Ontology annotation, cellular component: cytosol. Bases 129 to 1667 code for a protein of 512 amino acids. Gene Ontology annotation, biological process: glucose metabolic process; pentose-phosphate shunt, oxidative branch. Gene Ontology annotation, molecular function: NADP binding; glucose-6-phosphate dehydrogenase activity. Lineage: Eukaryota; Fungi; Chytridiomycota; Chytridiomycetes; Spizellomycetales; Spizellomycetaceae. The transcript is spliced from 6 exons.
UCUGACAAAACACAGUUGAAAGCUGCUUUUACAAACCCACUCUUGCUUGGCUUUUGUUUUUGAAUUUGUUUGAUAUCUCAUCUCACCUACGAAAGAAGCAUCAAUUUCAUUUUCUGAGAAAUUUCACGAUGAACGAAUUACCGUUCCGCCACGUCGCCAUUGUCGUCUUUGGAGCAUCCGGCGAUCUUGCCAAGAAAAUGACCUACCCGGCCUUGUUUUCUCUCAUGGCCAAUAACAUGCUCCCAAAGGAUCGUACACAUUUCAUUGGCGCUGCAAGGUCAAAGUAUAAAAUGGAGGACUUUCAUAAAAAGAUUUCAUCUGGAAUUAAGCAGAGCUCUGACCAACAGGUCCUCUCCAAGUUCUUGGAGAAAUGUCCCUAUAUCUCCCUCUCGGCUUAUGACGAUGGACCCUCUUACCAGCGUCUCGAUUCAGAGAUUGCAAAGCUUGAAUCCCAGUCAACUGGGAGCGGCAAGAAUCUGCGAGUUUACUAUAUUGCGCUUCCCCCUUCAGUCUUUGGGGAUGUUUCUGAAAACUUGCGCAAAUAUGCCUGGCAUAAGGAAGGUAUCAAUCGAAUCAUUGUAGAGAAGCCUUAUGGAAAGGAUUAUCAAAGUGCCAAGGUGCUCUCCAACAAAUUGGCAAGCUUGUUCACAGAAGAGGAGGUUUUCCGGAUAGAUCACUAUCUUGGCAAAGACAGCGUGAAAAGCGUUUUACCGCUACGAUUCGGUGCCAACCCGUUUCUUUCCUCUACCUGGUCCCGCGAGCACGUUCAAUAUGUGACAGUAAACUUUAAAGAAGCAUUUGGUGCUGAAGGUCGCGGGGGUUACUUUGACGAGUUUGGAAUUAUCCGCGAUGUCAUGCAGAAUCAUUUGAUGCAGUGGAUUAUAUUGGCGGGGAUGGAAAGACCAAAUAGCUUGAGCGUCAAAGAUAUUCACCAAGCCAAACUCAAAUUCAUUAACGAUUGUCGGCCCGUCCGCCCGUCGGAUGUGAUUAUCGGCCAAUACACCGCUUCUUCAAAGGAUCCCAAUAAAAAGGCCUACAAGGACGAUGAAACGGUCAAAAAGGAUUCAAAAGCAUCGACGUUUGCCACGGCAGUCUUAUAUAUUGAUAACGACAGGUGGAGGGAUGUCCCCUUCGUGAUCCGUUGCGGGAAAGCGCUGGAUGAGACUCGUGCCGAACUCACUCUACACUACAAAACCCCACCGGAUUCUCUGUUUCCUAGCGAGUCUGGACGCACUGGAACAACGUUUACCAUUCGAGAUCAUCCAGAGAAAUCUCACGUUCUUACUGCCACAACUAAGAAACCAGGACGAGGAUUCACAGUUCUGAAUGCUCCUUUAUCGAUUGACUUUAGCAAUCCAAAAUAUACCGAUUCGUACGUCCCAACCGCUUACGAGGUUCUUAUUUACGAUGCUGUUCGAGGCGAUCAUACCUGGUUUGUUCCUCGCGAGGAAGCAGAGGAGGCGUGGCGGGUAUGGGACGAUGCGAUCAAAAAUAGUGAGAGCCGCAAUCCUCUCAAAUAUGAGUAUGGGAGUGAGGGGCCGAAAGAGGAGAAAGAUUUGUUGAAACAGUUGGGAGUUGAGUUUGAGACCGGUGAAGGACGUACUGUAGACGUAGCAAAAGUUAUCGGAGACGGCGGAAGAGUUCAGACCUUUGCAAAGGAGCCGUAGCGCUCCAUGUGAUCGGCGGCACAUUGUACAUACAUUCCUUUGUUUUCAUUGCUAUCAAUAGGAUCUUGCCAAUGGAUA